GAAUCUACUAAUUAGAAAGCGAGCUAAAAUUCAAAACCUUCAUAGCCACACGGUUUUUGAAUACUAAGCCUGCACAAGAAAGUUGUCAAGAAGUGAUAGUCAUCCUUUAGGAUAAAAUUUAGAAAAUGGCAGAAAAUGCACAUGGUCACAAUGCACGCAUAAGUGCAUACAAGAACAAAGGAAAGGACAUAGAGGAUUUGCGCAGGCGUCGUGUUGAAACAUCUGUUGAAAUAAGGAAGCAAAAAAAGGAAGAGACUCUAUUGAAAAGAAGAAAUGUUGAUCUUUCUGAUGAUGAGCCAACUAGUCCAUUACAAGAACAAAAUAAGCAAAUCGUCAUGUCCAUGUCUGAAAUAAUCUCCAGUAUUAAGAGCAUGGAUGCCAAUAAAGUUUUGAAUGCAACUGUUGCAGUGCGAAAGCUGCUUUCUAAGGAGAAAAAUCCACCAAUAGAUAAAGUGAUUGAGGCUGGACUUGUAGAAAAACUUGUCUCUUUCCUUGAUUGCAAUGACAAGCCAAGCCUUCAGUUUGAAGCAGCCUGGGCACUUACCAAUAUCGCAUCAGGAACUUCUGAACAAACACAGGCAGUUGUUAGAUCUGGUGCUGUGCCACACUUUAUUAGGUUGUUGGGUGCACCUAGUAUCAAUUUAGUUGAGCAGUGUAUAUGGGCUCUUGGAAAUAUUGCUGGUGAUGGAUCUGAAAUGCGUGAUAUGGUUACUUCAAAUGGCAUCAUUGAACCUCUUAUGAGACUUGUAGACAUGAGUGCUCCACCUGCAUUCCUCCGUAAUUUGACUUGGACUUUCUCCAACUUAUGUCGCAACAAAAAUCCUCCACCAAAAAUGAAAGCCAUCAAAGCAUGCUUACCUGCACUUGCCACACUUAUCCAGCAUUCAGAUAAGGAAGUUCUUGCAGAUACAUGCUGGGCCCUUUCUUAUAUAACAGAUGGUGCUAAUAAUCAGAUCCAAGAGGUUGUUGAUAUGCCAGGUGUUGUGCCAAGGCUUGUAGAGUUGUUGGGAAGUGUCGAUGCUGCCGUUGUUACACCUGCCUUGAGAACGAUCGGCAACAUUGUUACUGGGGAUGACUCUCAAACCCAGGUUGUUGUUGACACAAAUGUACUACAGAUGAUGCCAGGGUUGUUGCAGCAUAUAAAGGCCAGCAUCAAAAAGGAGGCUUGUUGGAUGUUGUCAAACAUUACAGCUGGAUCUACUGAACAAAUUCAAGCUGUUAUUGAUCACAAUCUUGUUCCUUUAGUCAUUGAAGUGUUGUGCACAGGUGAUUUCAAAAGCCAGAAGGAAGCUGCCUGGGCCAUCACCAACUUGACAUCAGGAGGAACUGUACAACAGAUCAGCUAUGUUGUGCAGUGUGGAGCUCUCAAACCACUUUGUGAUCUAUUAGCAUCUAAGGACACUAAAUUGUUGCAUGUCUUGAUGGAUGGCAUUGCCAACAUUUUGCAGGCAGCAGAUAAGGUUGGUCAAGUAGAGCCUAUCUGUACAAUGCUAGAAGAGAUUGGUGGUCUUGAUAAAAUUGAACAGCUCCAGAAUCAUGAGAACCAGCAAGUUUACAAGAAGGCUUAUGAUAUCAUUGAGAAAUAUUUUGGUGAAGAGGGUGAGGAUGAAAAUCUUGCACCAGAAGGAGAUGCAGAGUCUAAUCAAUAUCAGUUUAGUACAGAAAAUAUCAAUGCAGCUCAGGGAUUCAAUUUCUAGUUUUCCAAAAUUUUAUGUUAGGUUUGUUACAAAAGUAAUAAUUUAUUUUUGUUUUGGUUAUAUGACUCAAUAUACUAAUAUUUUUAUCUUGAAAUUCUGAAUUUAGUCUGUUAUUUUGAAACAUCUGUCACUAUUUUUAAUACUGACUGUUGUGAUAAUGCUACUUAACUGCUACUGUUAACAAAUUUUGUAAUCAUGUCAAGGUGUAUGUGCUUUGUUCUUUGUUACAUUUGCUGUGCCUUGCAUCUCCACAAUACUUCUACAAGAAAGUCUUCAUCUACAUUUGCAUCACAUUCUUAUCUCUUUUGACUUGAAACAUGUUUUUUGUAUGUCUACAUUUUUUUGUAACCAUUGUAUUAAACAUGUCAAACAAAA
Messenger RNA from Physella acuta, 2072 nucleotides. RefSeq names its product importin subunit alpha-1. The record is from RefSeq and is a predicted model, not a curated record. Gene Ontology annotation, cellular component: cytoplasm. Gene Ontology annotation, molecular function: nuclear import signal receptor activity; protein binding. Lineage: Eukaryota; Metazoa; Mollusca; Gastropoda; Physidae. Gene Ontology annotation, biological process: protein import into nucleus.